Molecule: messenger RNA, 2313 nt
Organism: Ambispora gerdemannii
Lineage: Eukaryota; Fungi; Glomeromycota; Glomeromycetes; Archaeosporales; Ambisporaceae
Source: the annotation of a GenBank genome assembly
AUGAUAGUGCGUGGGAUCACGGGUUUUCACCGACAUUUGUCGUCGUUAAUGGUGGAAAAAGCCACAACAACGGGUACUAUGAGUAGUUCUACUAUUAUGCGUUGGGUGUCCGUGUCUGGAAAGAUCUUUUGUCAUGACAUGUGUACUUUUGGAAAAAACCCUAUGAUAGGUCUUGACGUGAAAUCGGGACUGAGAAAUUCUUUAAAUGAUGUUAAUGCUAUACGAUUUACCACUACCACCUCACUAUCUAUGAAUACGAGAAACCAAUCGUCUACUUCUUCACUGAAUAACAAGAAUUUGAAAAGUAUUUUGAAGUUUGGUCAAACGAAUCAGUUUCCGAAAAAUAGCAAUUGUAAAUCAAUACAAACGAGUUUAUCACGAGAUUUUACCACAUCCAAAGUAUCAUCAGCCACCAAUAAACCCUUACCAAAAGUGGAGGAAACUUCCUCCACUGUCUCUGUGAAAAAUGCUGUUACUUCAACCUCAACAACAACUCAGGAUUCGAGUAAUAACACUGCGACUGCUGAUUGGAAAAUAAUAAAACAUCUUGCUAAAUAUUUAUGGCCUAAAGAUGAUUUCUCAAUUAAAGCUCGUGUUGUGAUUGCAUUAUCAUUGUUGAUUGGAGGAAAGGUUCUGAAUGUCCAAGUACCAUUUUUUUUCAAAAGUAUUAUCGAUUCCUUGAAUAUUGAUCCAACUAAAAUGGGCACAGUUUUUACUGUAGCUGGAUCGGCUCUUAUUGGAUAUGGUCUUGCCCGUGUAGGAGCAAGUGCAUUUAGCGAAUUUCGUAAUGCAGUUUUUGCUAAAGUCGCCCAACGGUCAAUUAGAAGAUUGGCCAGAAAUGUGUUUUUCCAUUUGCAUCAAUUAGACCUUAGUUUUCAUCUAGCCCGGCAGACGGGCGGAUUAAGUAGAGCUAUUGAUCGUGGUACAAAAGGUAUCAGCUUUUUACUAUCAUCUUUGGUAUUUCACAUCCUGCCAACCGCGUUUGAAAUAGCCAUGGUUUGCGGUAUAUUGGUGCAUCAAUUUGGCGCGCAAUUUGCGACUGUAACAUUAUUGACUAUGUCGAUCUAUGCAGCAUUUACAAUUCAGACGACUUCAUGGCGCACGAAAUUCCGCAAGGAAAUGAACAAAGCAGACAACGAGGCAGCCACCGUUUCAUUGGAUUCCCUUAUCAACUACGAAGCAGUUAAAUAUUUUAAUAAUGAAAAAUUUGAAUCUGAUCGAUACGACAAAGCACUCGCCAAAUACGAACAAGCAUCUUUAAAAAUAGCAAGUUCUUUGGCGUUUUUGAAUUUUGGUCAAAAUAUCAUUUUUAGUACUGCUUUGACUACAAUGAUGUUUAUGGUGGCUAAUGGGGUAAUUCAAGGAAAUCUCACCGUGGGUGAUGUCGUCAUGGUUAAUCAACUUGUUUUUCAGCUCUCAAUCCCUUUGAAUUUUUUGGGCACGGUUUAUCGUGAGCUAAAACAAAGUUUGAUUGAUAUGGAUGCAAUGUUUAGUUUACAAUCUGUUCAUAUCAAUAUAAAGGAUGCUCCGGAUACCAAAGAUCUCGUAUUAAAAGGAGGCGAAAUCAAGUUCGAAGAUGUGAUAUUUGGGUAUCAUCCGGAUCGUCCAAUCUUAAAGGGCGUGAAUUUUAUCGUACCAUUGGGUAAAAAGAUAGCUGUGGUUGGUCCUAGUGGUUGUGGAAAGUCGACCAUUCUCAGACUUUUAUUCCGAUUCUAUGAUCCGAAUGCUGGCGAUAUUUAUAUUGAUGGUCAAAAUAUUAGAAAUGUGACUUUGCAAAGUUUACGAUCGAAUAUUGGUGUCGUGCCACAAGAUACAGCACUUUUCAACAACACCAUUUAUCAUAACAUUGUAUAUGGUCAUUUAACGGCCACCCGAAGCGAAGUCGAAGCAGCAGCAAAACGUGCCAACAUCCACGAUGCCAUCAUGUCACUUCCCGAAAAAUAUGAAACACGUGUUGGCGAGCGUGGAUUAAUGCUCUCUGGGGGUGAAAAACAACGAAUUGCUCUAGCACGAACAAUCUUGAAAAAUCCGCAUAUUCUCUUUUUCGACGAAGCUACUUCGGCACUUGAUUCUCCUACCGAACAGGCGUUACUCGCAAAUAUAAAAAGUAUUUUGCAAGAAACCGGAAAAACUAGUAUUUUUGUUGCGCAUCGGCUUCGGUCGAUAGCUGAUUCUGAUGUUAUACUAGUACUCAAAGAUGGCGAAAUAAAGGAACGGGGUCAACACGAUGAGUUGAUACAGAUUGAAGGCGGAAUUUAUCGUGAUAUGUGGUUUAGACAAGAGUCAUUUUUAGAGGGCGAGGAAAUGGAUUAA